Propithecus coquereli (Coquerel's sifaka) is the source of this 2366-nucleotide messenger RNA. It is a transcript of the gene PPP1R3B, whose product is annotated as protein phosphatase 1, regulatory subunit 3B. Lineage: Eukaryota; Metazoa; Chordata; Mammalia; Primates; Indriidae. Gene Ontology annotation, biological process: regulation of glycogen biosynthetic process; regulation of glycogen catabolic process. The transcript is spliced from 2 exons. Gene Ontology annotation, molecular function: protein phosphatase regulator activity; glycogen binding; protein phosphatase 1 binding. The coding region runs from base 121 to 978 and encodes 285 amino acids. Gene Ontology annotation, cellular component: protein phosphatase type 1 complex. The record is from RefSeq and is a predicted model, not a curated record.
CCAGACCUUGCCUCCCGGACACCCCGACGCUCACGUAGGCGGUGGCUCUGAUGCAGCGAGCGAGCUGGGGCGGGGGCUCCUCCGUGGCCCGGAAGGGUUCUAGCCUGUUCAUCUAGCCCAAUGAUGGCUGUGGACAUAGAAUACAGAUACAACUGCAUGGCCCCUUCCUUGCGCCGAGAGAGGUUUGCCUUCAAGAUCUCGCCAAAGCCAAGCAAACCCCUGAGACCUUGUAUUCAGCUGGGCAGCAAGGACGAAGCCAGUGGAAUGGUGGCCCCAGCCGUCCAGGAGAAAAAGGUGAAAAAGCGGGUGUCCUUCGCAGACAACCAAGGACUGGCCUUGACAAUGGUCAAAGUGUUCUCAGAAUUCGAUGACCCGUUAGAUAUCCCAUUUAACAUCACUGAGCUCCUAGACAACAUCGUGAGCUUGACGACAGCAGAGAGUGAAAGCUUUGUUCUGGACUUUUCCCAGCCUGCUGCAGAUUACUUAGACUUCAGAAAUCGACUUCAGGCCGACCACGUGUGCCUUGAGAACUGCGUGCUGAAGGACAGGGCCAUCGCGGGCACCGUGAAGGUGCAGAACCUUGCAUUCGAGAAGAGCGUGAAAAUAAGGAUGACGUUUGACACCUGGAAGAGCUUCACAGACUUCCCUUGUCGGUACGUGAAGGACACUUACGCUGGUUCGGACAGGGACACGUUCUCCUUUGACAUUAGCUUACCUGAGAAGAUUCAGUCUUACGAAAGAAUAGAGUUCGCCGUAUGCUACGACUGCAAUGGCCAGACGCACUGGGACAGCAACAGAGGCAAGAACUACAGGAUCAUCCGGGCGGAGUUAAAAUCCACUCAGGGCACGGCCGAGCCACCCAACGGACCAGAUUUGGGGAUAUCCUUUGACCAGUUUGGAAGCCCUCGGUGUUCCUACGGUCUGUUUCCAGAGUGGCCUAGUUACUUAGGAUACGAAAAGCUAGGGCCCUAUUACUAGAGACUGCAGGUGACAGAGCGUGGCAGAGCUGCCGCAGGCCUGGCUCCACCCACCGAGGGAUGGAGAUGGGAGCCAAGAGAAGAAUAAAGCGGAACUGCCGUUAGGCACAGUUUUGGAAAAGGAAGCAUCCUGUUCACUUUUUUCUUAAACCAGCAAAGCCAGCUGGGUCCAGAUCACAGAACCGGUUUCGCGCUCAGAGCAGAGGUGGCGUGUCCUGGUCCGCUUUGGCACCGUGGCAGCCAGGAGGGUGUGAGUAGGAUGGUGCCAGAAAGAGUCUGGAUGGGGACCAAGCCUGCACCAGUGCCCAUGAGGCUGGAGGAGCCUGAUCUCUCCUCUCCCGUCGGAUGUAGAACGUCAGUCACCCAGAAGUCGCUGAGCCCCCAGCCACCUCCCAGCAGACCUCGCUGUUCAUCUUUGAGUGUCUUCCAUCAGCCAGGCCUUUCCUGCAUGUCGCUGCUCUUCCAUGCCUGCACCUACUUCACAUAUCAUCUCUGUGCUGUGACACGCCGACCCCAUGUUGCACAUGUCUAAUGCAGCUACAGAAGAGAGACGGGAUCUGCUCCCUUUUUUUUUUUUGCAAGUUCGUUUUUUUGCAUUUUAUUUUCUUCCACGGUUCAUCCGAUGUUCGGGAAAAGAUAAUGAGGGCAAAUUAGCUUGUCACUGAGACAGGCAUUUCCUCUCCCCUCUUCCUGACCCAUGUAGAUAAGCCAGCGGAGUGCAACACAUCAGUUAUCCAAAGCCACUGGCCCCUGUGUAGUGUCACAGAUUGCAGGGUUGUGACAAGGUAGGACAGUCAUGAGUGGGACACUUUUAGCUUUUCCUCUUGGCUUUUGGGGGAGCUAAGUACUCACGUUUACCCUGAGUCAGCAGAAGGCUCAGUUACAAGAUUGAACUUGCUUGGCUGGUUUGCGACUGUCUCAUUCUUGACAAAAGAAUUUUAGGUCUCCUUUCCUGGAGCGUCAUCGUUUAUGCUGUGUUUAGGAUAUUUGAUUUGCAGAUCCUGUAUGUCUGCAAAGCCUUUGGAAAAUGUUUGGUUUUAUUUUGACUGUGAUUUACAAUAUCCAGGACAUUUUACAAGGACCCAGGGACAUUGAUUUGGGUGUUCUUAUUUAUGGUAUGUGAGUGUGUAAAGGGAUAGGGGAGAAAAACCUCACCACCUUCUUAUGUUAUUGUAAAUGUUUGCCAACUCUGAAAUAUCAGAGAUUAAUUGUUUUUAACCAUAUUGGACUGGAGUCUGUUGGUUCAUGUUAUUGUAAAAGAGACUGUUGGGAUAUUCAUCGUCGGAUGGGAUCCCCAAAAACCUGUGAUUUUCCUUGAGCAAGAUUGGUUUUUACUUAGGGGUGUUUUAAAAAUAUUUUUACAUACAUAUUUGUAGAAAGUUGGGGUUU